Messenger RNA from Lodderomyces elongisporus, 2391 nucleotides. It is a transcript of the gene ADE5,7, whose product is annotated as bifunctional aminoimidazole ribotide synthase/glycinamide ribotide synthase. Bases 1 to 2391 code for a protein of 796 amino acids. Gene Ontology annotation, biological process: adenine biosynthetic process; 'de novo' IMP biosynthetic process. The record is from RefSeq and is a predicted model, not a curated record. Lineage: Eukaryota; Fungi; Ascomycota; Pichiomycetes; Serinales; Debaryomycetaceae. Gene Ontology annotation, cellular component: cytosol. The transcript has a single exon. Gene Ontology annotation, molecular function: ATP binding; metal ion binding; phosphoribosylamine-glycine ligase activity.
AUGUCCCUCAAUAUACUCGUUGUUGGAAAUGGUGGUAGAGAGCACGCCAUUGUUUGGAGACUAUUGCAGUCACCAACCGUUAAGCACAUCUUUGUUGCACCAGGAAACGGAGGAACAACCACCCAAUCAUCAAAAGUCACCAAUGUUCCAAUUGGCUCCUCGGAAAAAGAUUUUGUGCAAUUGCAAAAGUUUGCUUUGAAAAACGAUAUCAAUCUAGUGAUUCCCGGCCCCGAGCAACCUUUGGUUGAUGGAAUCACAUCGAUUUUCACUAAAGUAGGUAUCCCCGUGUUUGGACCAAGUGCCAAAGCCGCCGUCAUGGAAGGAUCAAAAGCUUUUUCAAAAGACUUUAUGAAGAAACACAAUAUCCCAACUGCAAGGUAUCAAAACUUUACCAACGUUGAAGAUGCCAAGAAACAUAUCGAACAAGUUGACUAUAAGAUUGUUUUGAAAGCAGAUGGAAUUGCCGCUGGAAAGGGAGUCUUGAUUCCCGAAACCAAGGAAGAGGCAUUAAAAGGAUUGAAUGAAAUUAUGGUGGAUAAAAAUUUUGGUGAUGCAGGUGAUGAAAUUGUUAUUGAAGAGUACCUUGAAGGUGACGAAUUGAGUAUCUUGACAAUUACUGAUGGUUACUCUUUUUACAAUUUACCCGCAGCCCAGGACCAUAAGAGGGUUGGCGAUGGCGAUAAGGGUUUGAACACUGGUGGAAUGGGUGCAUAUGCCCCAGCACCAAUUGCAACAAAGGAGAUUCUUGCAAAGAUCGACAAGGAGAUCAUCAAGCCAACAAUUGACGGUAUGAGACAAGAUGGGUUUCCAAUGACUGGUGUUUUGUUCACCGGUAUUAUGUUAACACCCACCAAAAAACCAAAAGUAUUGGAGUACAAUGUGAGGUUUGGUGAUCCAGAAACACAAACCGUAUUGCCAUUGCUUAGUGAUGAUACAGAUCUCGCUCAAGUGAUGCUCGCUGCUGCAGAGCAUAGAUUGGACUCGGUCAAGAUCAGCACCAAGCCAUUGUUUUCAACAACUGUUGUCAUGGCAGCAGGCGGGUACCCAGAAGCAUACAACAAAGGUGACGAAAUCGUUACUAAAGAGCCAUUACCGAAAGACACAUUUAUUUUCCACGCAGGUACCAGUGAAAAAGAUGGCAAGGUUGUUACUAGUGGUGGAAGAGUUAUUGCAUCUACCGCAAUUGCCGAAACCUUGAGAGAGUCUGUCGAUAAGGCUUAUGUUGGAGUUGACCAUGUCACAUUUAAUAACAAGUACAAUAGAAAAGAUAUUGCACACAGAGCGUUCCGUGAUGCAGACAAAUUUGUCAAGGACCAAACUCAAGGUGUUACUUAUGCCGAUGCAGGAGUUUCAGUAGACAACGGUAACUUGCUUGUUGAAACCAUCAAGGCCAAGGUCAAGUCUACUUCGAGAGCUGGUGCCGAUUCCGAUAUUGGUGGUUUUGGAGGAUUAUUUGAUUUGAAAGCCGCUGGAUAUGAUACGGCAGAAACUCUUUUGGUUGCUGCUACAGAUGGUGUAGGAACCAAAUUGAGAAUUGCACAAAUUAUGGAUAUCCACAAUACAGUGGGUAUCGACUUGGUUGCAAUGAAUGUCAAUGACUUGGUUGUACAAGGUGCCGAGCCAUUGAUCUUCCUUGACUAUUUUGCUACUGGUAAAUUGGAUAUUAAUAUCGCAGCUCAGUUUGUUGAAGGUGUUGCUGAUGGUUGUAUUCAAGCUGGUUGUGCAUUGGUUGGUGGUGAAACCUCGGAGAUGCCAGGAAUGUAUGACGAAGGUCACUAUGAUACCAAUGGUACCGCAGUGGGAGCUGUGAACAAGAAUAAGAUUUUGCCUAAAGUUCUGGAAAUGAAAGCAGGAAAUGUGCUCAUUGGGUUAAGAUCGGAUGGUAUCCAUUCCAAUGGGUUCUCGUUAGUGCGUAAAAUCAUUGAAAUAAGUGAUUACGAGUAUACUUCUACUGCACCAUGGAAUACUAGCAAGACCAUUGGUGAAGAAGUUUUGGUCCCAACAAAGAUUUACGUUAAACAGCUUUUGCCAAGUAUAGAACAGGAUUUGCUUCUUGGGUUGGCUCACAUCACUGGUGGUGGAUUGGUUGAAAACAUUCCAAGAGCGUUGCCCAAAAACUUGCAAGCCCAAGUCGAUAUCAGCAGGUGGGAGGUACCCGAGAUAUUCAAAUGGUUUGGCAAGCAAGGUAAAGUUCCUACAGAUGAUAUCUUGAAGACAUUCAAUUUGGGCAUCGGUAUGGUGUUGAUUGUUGCAAAGGAGAAUGUGGAUAAGGUGUUACAGAGCUUAAGCGAAGCUGGAGAGAAAGAUGCCUUGGUUAUUGGUGAGCUUGUAGAGAAGAAAAACAGCAGCGAUGAGGGAUGCAUUGUCAACAAUGCAGAGGGCUUGUACUAA